AUUCAAUUCUCUCACUCCUCUGGGAAUUGUCCUUCUUGUCUCUAUCCUCCUUUACCUCACCGUCUCCUGUCUGUUGCUGGCUAUUUUGCUCCUUUGUUGCUUAUCAGAUUCACAGACCUUCAACAUCACAAUUCCUCGCAGAAUCCCGUGGCAGCAACUACGCAGUGCGCACCACCCCCUUAGACCCUUCCUCCCCCCAGCGUUAUUUCGCGGUCCACCGCCCGAGGGCCCCCCGAGUCCUGUCGCUUUUGGGCCAACGUCCCCGAUCUAAACUCCACACCCUUUCCUUUCGCCUCCUACCGUCGACGACAUUCUCUCUCUUCCCCCCAAGAGCACCACCUCCACGACACGACCACACGCAGAGAGGAGUGUGCUCUCUACCUCAGCAACCCCUCCUUGCACCGACUACACCAGACCGAGUCUGCGAAACUUCAUGAAUACUUUCGGCUCGUUCGCGUUCCUCUAGCAGCCCUUUACUUGCCUUAGCAGCGGCUAUCACAAAAACCCCGACCCUCUUUCCCUCCCAAAUUCCCUCUCCGUCUACGUCAAAGACUCAAUUUUUGGGGGAAAAAAAGAAGGAGACUCGACCACUCUGAACAGCGCUCGCCUCCCACUCGACCGCGCCCAAUUCAGCCCUUAUACUACCCUCUCGAUACCCUCGAUACCCUCUGCAUACUCGGCUCUGCUCUACCCGCGACGAACAGGCUCCUGCUGCCAGAUCUUUAACGAUCUCCCUCUCUCGUCGCCCUGCGCUCGCGCCCGACUCAUUCCGCUCGCCCUCGUCACGGAAGCUGAGCCAGGACUCGCUCCAUGGAAAGUCGAGCUGCCACAACUGAAUCCAAGCAUACAUAUCCAACGUCUCCUUGGAUCCAAGCCCCAACGAUAUCAUCGUCUACUUCGGGCUCCUACUUCGGUGACGCUUCCUCUCGCGUUCCGGCCCAGCUAGACUUCUGGCCCUUGCUCUUUCCGCAGCAAGCCUCAGUCUACCAAGCGCAGUUGCUACAUUACACUAAUCUCGUCUCACCGGGACGAGGAGGCGGCUUGCACCAACCUCAAGCGCUUCCUCAGGCGACGGUGGCUACCCCUCAGAUCCAGGCGGCCCCUCGGUCCAGAUCAUCCUCCAAGGUGUCAAACAAGGAAAUCUCCUCAACCAAGUGUUCCCAAGGAGGCCAUGGGAAUAGAGCCGUGCAGACUAAAGACAAAGGCGAUCGCGCUGUCAUAACAGGCAAGGACGCUCCGCCCAAGAUGCAGCAGCCAUCGCAGCAACAACCGGAGCUUUCACAUCCACUCCCUGCACGCCCUGCAGCCAGGACCGGCAAUGGACAGUCUCAUUCCAACUCAAUGCCCUCGACUCCCCAACAACAUGCUAGAAACUUCUCGUUCGAGUCGCGGGAACCUUCGCCAACCGCCACAAACAAUCACUCUCCUCGCUCUGCCUACUCAGAGACCAACAGCAACCUUCCCUCAUUACGACCCCUCCCUCCCCGGCUUGGCGGCUGCAAAUAUGAGACUUCUCAGAUCAACUCGAAGAGGCGUAUGCCCUACAGCAUAGGAAGCGACAAGCUGGAUAAGACCAGCCUCGACAAGAUCAAGAGCAAGUUGUCGGAUGAUGUGGAGACGAAGCUGACCACAGAUAUGCGGGAGUUGUACGACAGGUUACGACCGACUGACAAAGUUGAAGAAAACCGUCAAAAGCUUGUCGUCAAGCUGGAGAAGAUGUUCAACGAGGAAUGGCCUGGAAAUGACAUUCGCGUGCACCUCUUUGGCUCCUCAGGCAACUUGCUUUGCUCGGACGACGCUGAUGUUGAUAUCUGCAUUACAACGUCUUGGAAGGACUUGGAAUAUGUCUGCAUGAUUGCAGCAUUGCUUGCGAAGAAGGGCAUGGAAAAGGUCGUCUGCAUCUCAGGCGCCAAAGUUCCCAUCGUCAAAAUUUGGGACCCCGAGCUCGGCCUCGCUUGCGACAUGAAUGUGAACAAUACUCUGGCGUUGGAGAACACGAGAAUGGUCCGAACAUACGUCGAGAUCGAUCCUCGAGUGCGGCCCCUGGCCAUGGUCAUCAAGUACUGGACACGGCAGAGGAUUGUAAACGAUGCUGCGUUUGGUGGCACCCUCAGUUCUUACACCUGGAUCUGCCUCAUCAUUGGAUUUCUCCAGCUUCGCGACCCGCCAGUGCUUCCCUCCCUUCACCAGCGUCAGCAUCAGCGGCUCCCUAAGAAUGGCGGGCCCGAGAGCGCAUUCGCUGAUGACUUGGAAAAGCUGAGCGGAUUCGGCGCAAAGAAUGAGGCGUCUUUGGGUGAGCUCUUGUUCCAGUUCUUCCGCUUCUACGCACACGAGUUCGACUACGAUAAGUACGUUAUAUCGAUUCGUCUUGGACGGAAGGCAACGCGAAUGGAAAAGGGAUGGCACAUUGGCAUAAAUAACCAUUUGUGUGUGGAGGAGCCAUUCAACACCGCUCGCAACCUGGGCAACACUGCGGAUGAGUACUCGUUCCGUGGACUUCAUCUGGAGUUACGACGAGCGUUUGACCUCAUCUCGGAAGGGAAACUGGGUGAAUGCUGCGAACAAUACGUCUACCCCAAAGAAGAGACGCCGGUGUUCCAGCGCCCUCCAAAUACUUCGAGGCCGGUCAUGAUCCGCAGUUCUUCUCAGCAGCACUCCGGUAGGGGCCGUGGAAACUUCCGUGGAGGCCGACACUCGAACAACUUCCAGCGGAAUACAAACUCGAGCAGGAGAGCUUCGUCCAGCGUCGCUUACGACACCAACACCAUGUACAUGCCCCAAGUGGCUAUGACUCCCCAGGAUCUUGCGUGGUACGCGCAGCAGGCACAGUCCCACCAGCAAUAUCCCGCGCUUGUAGGUGCAGCCAUGGCCGCCCAGGUUCAGCAAGAAAAUAACAUUCGGUUCCAGCUCUAUACUCAAUCCCAGGUUUAUCAGCAAGUCCAGGCCCAGAUGGCCGCCCAAAUGCACGCUGCUCAGAGGAUGCAGGGGUCCUCUUCAGCUACGCAGCAGGGUCCAGAACGGUCCAGGACCAACUCCUUCGACAACCCGCCCCUGAGUGCUCCCAUCGCUGGCCCUCAAGAUUGGUACAACAUGUACGGAGUACCCAUGGCGGCGUAUUACGGCCAGUCAAGCUUCGCUUAUCCCUCUUCGCCGGCGACAGUGGCGACUAGCACGCCAGAAUAUCGAAGAGGCCUUCAAAGAUCGUCGGCAACAACAGAGUCGGGCGCCUCGACUUCCGGAAGCUCACUAAGGUCGCAGUCACAGCCUGCCUCCCGCUCUGCUCCUACAGCACAGCACAACCAGGCUUAUACAGGAACCAGCGCGUCGGUUAAUACCAAUUCAAAUCCCACUCGGCAAGUGAACGGAAUCCCGGUCUCGAACGGCGUUCCAGGCGACGCCGAGUACGACGAAGCCUCCCAGGUUCCAGCGAGCGAUUCACCUGCCUCUGACGAAGGAGCUUAUUUGGGUUACUACGUUUCAGAUGCCUCCAGUCCGGCGCACUCCCAAGUAGCGCCCAACGCCAUAGCCUUUGCGGACACGACCCAGCCAGCCCAGGGACGGCGUAGGUUGUCAACCGAGGUUCCGCAGACUAUCCUGGACCGCAGAAUGCGAAGGACAUCUCGUUCACCGUCUCCCCUUGGCCAUGCCCGGGCGUUCUCUAGCGGAGGUAGCUCGGUAGCAUCCGCUCCGGUGGUUGCGUCUGGCAGUACAAACGGUCCUCGAGCAGCCUCGCGGCCUUUGAUAGUCAACGGCACUGGAUCAUCUCUUCGCACGAGUUCGACGCCAUCACAACGUCAUAACCCUGCCGUGGUUUCAACGGAAUCAAACCCAACUGACGAUCAAGGCCGCUCGUCUCAGGAAAACACGCUGCAAGUUCAGGGUCUCGGCAUCAGCGGUUACAACUCAGAUCAGUUGGAUGGCCAGGCUUUUCCAAGGUCUGAAUCAGUUCAAAUUCCCGUGUCUGAGCGGACUCCGGUGAUUGUCAACGGUACUACCACGCCAUCGUCGGCCACCAAUGCGACUGCCUCGGCCUCACCGGCUUCUGUUUCUGCACCCCAGCAGUCUGCGUCCCAGGCGAUCGACGACGCUUCAUUCCGUGACAGGAUUGCACUUAUGUCGAUGAAUCAGUAUGCUUGGUCACCGCAAGCUCAAGUGCAAUCGCAGCCAUAUCCAGAUAUCGCAAAUGGCACGCAGCCAUCCCUUCGCCAGAGAGCGCUAUCCAGACAGCAAAGUGGAGUAAUAGCGCCACUUGAUCUCGCAACUCGAGAAAAUAGGAUGAAUGGCCACCAGUUGAGCAUUGACGCACAGCACUUGUCGCCAAUCAAUGAGACCAGAUCUCCUUCACCGACAGUUGUGAGAAAGAAUGACUUUGCAUCGAGAGUUGAUCAGCUUCCGUCAGCUUCCCAAAGCUCGGCACCCAAGGCUCACGCCGAGCCUUCUGGCUCAGGACACAGACCGAACGACAGCAAGGGCUCGGUUGGAAAGGAAUCCAAGCAAGGGCAUGCAUCUACUCAUUCGCCGAAGCGAUCCUCGACGGCCAACCAGCGCUCAUCCCAAGCGACAGCACAGUCUCAGUCGCAGUCACACAGCUCCGGUCAGGCUCAGGUCCAAUCCCCAAGGGUCAAUGGCGUUCGAGAGAAUGGCCACACACGCAGUGCCAAAAGCGAAAGCCACGGCCCUGAGAGCUCAUGGCAGAAGGCCACAAAGGGCCGCAAAAAGGGUGCUGACACGAAGAACCACGGCGGAUCUGCCUCUAGCGAGCAGCCACCCAAGCACGACGCAGACCGAAAGGGCGGCUAAGGGCAUGAGAAACACGUCGCAUUUGCACACGACUGCGGUUUUCACUGCACGGCAGAAAGCUACUCGUGCUUUCUUGGAUAGGGCACAGGCAAGACGAGUGGUCUCUGCAGAAACAGAUGGCUAUCCUAUUGCAAACUUUGGCAAUGCAUAAGUAUUGGACACUCUGCUUCUGGAUUAGAGCAAUGAGUUUGGUCAUUAGUCGUAGGAGACACUCUGCAAUGCCCUCGCGGCCUAGAGGUGGUGAGCGGGGCCUCGGGAAUCGAGUCAGUACGGCGACGAACACCGUUCACCAGGUAGACUUAUAGUGGUCAAGUCCUGUUCGAUGGUGGCCACCACAACUGGCAAAAGCAAACAAACAUCAGAUCAGCGAAUGGGCACGAGAAUCUGCAGACAGACAGCAACACAUUGAUGAAUUGCGAGGGGAGGAAUGCCAGUUCAGCGAGACGGUAUUGGCUCAAGCAUGGAAAUUGGAGAGAGCAUUGCUAUGCCUCCAUUGUCUUUUUUUUUUUUCGUUCGCCCCUAUCGAGGUCUCUCAAAAGGGGGAACACUGUUGCGUUAUAUUGGGCGGCAGGGUUUAUCAUUUGUCUCAUUGCAUCUGCAGCAACGGUCUUCGAAAUGGGUCACGGUUAGGCAUGCGUCAUCAAGUUUCUUUUUGUCAACAAAGUCAUACCAUGGGGGAUAGGGUACAUGGAGAGGAAGCAAGACGGUGUGUGGAUGAUAACGGAACAAGGGCUGUAUUUAGGACGGCUUCGAUUGUCAUGAAAUACCCGGCGGGGAAUGGUCGGGCAUCUGUCUCUAAAGAGAGAUGACAGAGGAAGCCAGCAUGACCGCAUCAAAGGAGUGGAAAAAAGACAUCAAUGAUCAGUGUCAAUGUAAGCAGAUAGACGGGAAGCGUU
Molecule: messenger RNA, 5696 nt
Organism: Colletotrichum scovillei
Lineage: Eukaryota; Fungi; Ascomycota; Sordariomycetes; Glomerellales; Glomerellaceae
Exons: 4
Coding region: 811-4800 (1329 amino acids)
Biological process (GO): RNA 3'-end processing
Molecular function (GO): nucleotidyltransferase activity
Source: RefSeq, a predicted model, not a curated record